This is a messenger RNA of Stylophora pistillata, 2081 nucleotides long. RefSeq lists its product as uncharacterized. The record is from RefSeq and is a predicted model, not a curated record. NCBI's taxonomy places the organism in Eukaryota, Metazoa, Cnidaria, Anthozoa, Scleractinia, Pocilloporidae.
AUCUCCAUUUAUUUCUGAGUAUGGAAUGGCAAAGUUUUCCUCUGCAACGUGCUCACAUCGAUGCCGAGAAAAGCGGAUAUCGAAUUUCUAUGGAUCGACUUUUUUGUAACCUAGAUGGACUCCUCAAAAGAGACAUGAAUGAUUGUUUGUCAAAACAUCUCAACGGAUUCCUCGACGACCACGCAAAAAUAUACCAGUUUGGACUACGUAAUCAAAGAGAAAGGGUUAAUCUCAGAGCGGGAGAAGGCUUCCCUAUGAAGGACGAACAAAAAACACUUCAAGAAAGUUUCUUGAACCCGUUUACUCGCAAAAGUCAAAGCGCUUCGGUUCACAGGCCCUCAAAUAUGCGGUUCAAAUCAACACGCUUGCGUAAUGGUAUAUCGUCCGCUCCGUCAAUAAACGCGUUUUCGUCAAAUAGAUUAAUCAGACCGCCUAACAUUCCUUCAAAACCUCCCUGUAACACGACAAACGAAAGGAAGCCGCGACGCCAAUCAAAAUUGGAAGGACUUCCCUCAUCUUCAGAGGCCGAAGCCGCAAGCAAUGUGUUGCCAGGCAACGGUUGGUGGAGAGGCACGUGCAGCAACGAUUCUGAGACAGAUUCGGAGGUCAGCAGUGAAACUGAAAACAGUGAACGUUCCAAUCUAGAAAUAAAAAAGGAUGAUUCUACCCAACGAUACUCUUUGGAUGCGCGAGACAAUUCUAACAGUCGUCAGUCGUCAAUUAGUUCAAUAGCUUCGGAAUUCAGUGAGACCGAAACAAAAACUCGAGCACAGGAAAGUUCCACUCCCCGUCUACCUUCAAAACUCCAAAAAGAGCAGAUUAGAGAAAUAAGCAGAGAAUUGGAAUCUUCGUCUUUCUUUCAUUUGACGAGUGGGCCUGGGAACGAGAGUGGGCCGAUAGAUGAAGCAUAUCUAGAGCCCAUACCACCACGUACUACUCCGGAUCUUGAUGAAAAAGCCUGUUCUACAAGCAAAACUCUGUCGCCCUUAAGUGGGUCUCCAAGCCUUUUUAUAACGGCAGAAAAGUUGGACGAUGACUUGAAACUAGAUUCCAAAGAAUUACUUAAUCAAAGGUUUUACAACUCAACAAGUCGAGUAAAUUACAAUAAUUCAGCUACGUUUAUGCAUAAUAGUGCGCAUUUUGAUAUAGAGCCAAUCAGUAGAGAAGACAAUUUUCAGAGGCGCGUCGAUAAAUACCGAAAUAUAUCAUGUGCUUUUCCCAGAGUUUGGGAAAGCAAGAAUGGGUCAAAGAACAACAGAGCUGUUCCGAUAAGUCUCCAAAAGCGAGCAGUCCAAAACCGCCCCAACACCACUGAAUUACCUGUAAGAAUAAGGUUCAAACACAGAGGAAGUCCCUUCACCAAGUUUACAAAAGCUGCAGAAGAGACAGGACCAAACGAGCGGGUUUUACCAACGACUUUACAUAAGUCAGCGGAAACAUCUUACUCUGUCAUGACUCCCUAUAUGGCGAAUGUAGUGUGGUCUGUUAUGAGUGAUGAAAAAGUGCUUUGAAUGCGAAGAAUUUGUAGACAUCGAUAGAUAUGUGACAACAAACAUAAUAAAAAACCAAACAAACAAAUAGAGAAACCGCGUCAAAUAGAGAAACUUUACAUGCUUAAAUCAAUAUCUAAAUAACUAAGAAGGUAAAAGAAAUGAAUUCAUUGAAUGUUAAAAUAAAAAUUAAGAUACUGCUCGCAUUCCUAUAUCACACUGGCUGUUUGAAUGUUUGAAAAAAUACAUAUACACAGUGAUUGCAAACGUAUUCUGAUUAACUUGCGACUAAAUUGCUGUUAUACAUCGUAUUUCUUUCACUAGCGCAAAGAGCAACAUUAAUAAAGGCUGAAAUCGGCAAUUACACUACUACCAACGUUAUUUUCAGUGCCGGAAACGCCUGCAAUAAGCCAAUUGGCUGUAAUUCACAAUGAAACACAAGCCGGCUGUGAUUCGCAAUGAAACAAGCUCCACGUCAAUGAAUAGAUUUGCUUGGAUCAGUCUUUACGUUUAAAACCUUUGAUAAAUUCAGUCUGUAGGCCAUGUACAUAAAUUAACAUAAGCUAGUAAUCUGGUUUUAAGUUUGUAAAA